Molecule: messenger RNA, 390 nt
Organism: Sphenostylis stenocarpa
Lineage: Eukaryota; Viridiplantae; Streptophyta; Magnoliopsida; Fabales; Fabaceae
Source: the annotation of a GenBank genome assembly
AUGACCAAAAUCAAUCAAGGAAUUAAACAGAUUCAUGAAGGACCAUUCCACCACCACUCCCUGGGUGACCCGCGGCCAAUCAGGAUAGUAAAUGAAGACAUAACUCGCUAUGGCCGGUGGCGCGGUGCAGACGAGAGGUUUCGGUGGAGCGCAAUCCCAGUGCGGCUUAUGGUGGCUGGGUUGGAGGGUCCACGAUUCACUUUAUCAGAGUUGUCGGAGAUGAGGGAGGCGGCAGGCAAGGUGAGUGUGAAGGAUGCUAGGAGUGGGGCCGCGGUUGUAAUGGUAACUCGCGGUGGUUUGGAGGCAGUUCUGGUGAGGAGAGAAGCUGCGGGUGAUAAUGAGGGAUUGGUGAACGUGAGAGGGGCGAAUGAUUUGUGCCAGGGAGACUGA